UGGGAAGAAUACUCCUUACAUUGGUGGUCGGUGGGAAGAAUGCUCCUUACAUUGGUGGUCGGUGGGAAGAAUACUCCUUAUCUUGGUGGUCGGUGGGAAGAAUGCCCCUUACAUUGGUGGUCAGUGGAAAAAAUACUCCUUACAUUGGUGGUCGGUGGGAAGAAUGCCCCUUACAUUGGUGGUCGGUGGGAAGAAUGCCCUUACAUUAAUGGUCGGUGGGAAGAAUGCCCCUUACAUUGGUGGUCGGUGGGAAGAAUACUCCUUACAUUGGUGGUCAGUGGGAAAAAUAUUCCUUACAUUGCUGGUCGGUGGGAAGAAUGCCCCUUACAUUGGUGGUCGGUGGAAAAAAUACUCCUUACAUUGGUGGUCGGUGGGAAGAAUGCCCCUUACAUUGGUGGUCCGUGGGAAGAAUGCCCUUACAUUAGUGGUCGGUGGGAAGAAUGCCCCUUACAUUGGUGGUCGGUGGGAAGAAUACUCCUUACAUUGGUGGUCGGUGGGAAGAAUACUCCUUACAUUGGUGGUCGGUGGGAGGAAUACUCCUUACAUUGGUGGUCAGUG
Staurois parvus is the source of this 558-nucleotide messenger RNA. NCBI's taxonomy places the organism in Eukaryota, Metazoa, Chordata, Amphibia, Anura, Ranidae. The record is from the annotation of a GenBank genome assembly.